Molecule: messenger RNA, 4791 nt
Organism: Molossus molossus (Pallas's mastiff bat)
Lineage: Eukaryota; Metazoa; Chordata; Mammalia; Chiroptera; Molossidae
Gene: PPP1R26
Product: protein phosphatase 1 regulatory subunit 26
Exons: 4
Coding region: 650-4183 (1177 amino acids)
Biological process (GO): negative regulation of phosphatase activity
Molecular function (GO): protein phosphatase inhibitor activity
Source: RefSeq, a predicted model, not a curated record
CCCUGGACCCACGUUUAAGAUGGUGCGUGUGUCUGAGGAGUGGGUGUGCCCGAUUUAGACUCCACACCCCAGGCCUGUGCAAGUCUUGUCAUCUGUGAUUUUGAAUAGUGGUCAUAGUCAGGUGGGCACAGUGCCCCCAGCACUGAAGGAACCUCCCUCCGUGGCUGGUCUCCAGGGCUCUGCGGCCGUGAUGCAUGGGGGAGGCCGUGGGCUGUCAUGGGUGCCAGGGCCUGAGGACGGGGCUAGCUUCAUUUCCACCACCGUCCUGCAGCUCAGACCUGUGGCCCAGAUCGUUGUAAACGGGUUGCCACGAACAUUCUUUGGUCUCAGGUACCAAGUCUGUUUUAGAAGGGGGCAGAGGAUGCCACGGAAUGCAGGCGGGGCGAUGAAGACAUGCCCACGACGUGCCAACGCCGGCCGCCGUACCAAAACCCUGAACGUGGACUUGAAGAGUCUCGAGGGCUCGCCGCGCCCACCAAGAAUGAGCCAGCCCACGACACCCCACUCACCCACCGGUGGUCCGAGUCCUCCUGCUGUUUAACCUGCAGAGAAGCGUGUGCGGCCUUCAUCUCGGCACGUGGGCAGCUUUCUGAGGAUGUGAGUCGAGCGGGCAGACAGCACUGGUCCCUGCGUGCCGCCCGUCGCUAGAAUGUUCCUCAUGAACGCCCCUCCUGUGCUUGCUCUCCAGUCCACAUGGGAGGCCUUCGGGCCACCGGGCAGCUGUAGGUUUCCCGGCCGCUUCUCGGAGCCGGAGGGCACAGGGGGCGCGGCAGUGAGCGCCCGGGUGCAGAUGAUCAUCGGCACACUGCAGGGUGACCGGGCAGUGCGGGGCCGGAGCCAGGAGCGCGCCCUGCACAGAGGUCAGAGGGGCCGCGACGCCCAGCCGGCCGCCGGCCCCGCCUUGGCUGCCUGCGCCCUUGCUGCUGUGUUUGACUCCCAGGGGGAGCAGGAAGCUGCCGGCCGUGGCCCCUCGGCGCUGGACUCGGACAGUGACGACUCUGUGGACCGGGACAUUGAGGAAGCUAUUCAGGAGUACCUGAAGGCCAGGAGCGGGGCUGCCCAGCCCGGGGCCGCCGACAGAGACCGUCCGUGCAAACCAGAGCCGCCUCAGGGCAGCGCCCCAGCCACCCUGUGUCCCCAGAAACGCACGCCUGGCUCAGGAGGGGUCCCCGGCGAGGCCCCCGGCUGCGCCUCCCCGGUCAGCGUGAGCAGUGAGGACUCUUUCGAGCAGAGCAUUCGGGCAGAGAUAGAGCAGUUUCUGAGCGAGAAAAGGCAGCACGAGACCCCGAAGUGUGACGAGCCCGUGGACAGAAAACCAGACCCCGGCGACAGCUCGGCCAGGUCGACGUGCAGAUCCAGCAGAGAGCCGGCGGGCAAGGCGCACCGGCAGGACCCGGCGGGACCUUGUAAGGACUUCGUCUUCCGCAAACCUCCCAGGUUGGCCGUGGCAGCCACGCAGCCCAGGAGCCUCAGGUCGAAAGUCAGCGCCGAGCCGGAGAGCCUGGGCGGGACCAAGCCGGCGGCCCCCAGGCCGGCCGCCACCUGCCGAGCUGCAGAAGCCCAGGGUAAGGCGAGGGUCAAGAGGAACCUGGGCCCUGGGCGGAGGGGACAGGGAACCAAGGGCUCGGCCCUGGUGCGCGAGCCGGCCGACUCCAGCAGCGACGAUGGCAUCGAGGAGGCCAUCCAGCUGUACCAGCUGGAGAAGAGACAGGAGGCGAGUGGGGACCAGCCGCAGAAAACGCCGCUGGGGGAGCAGCAGCCCGACCCUCCUGCCCACGGCGCGAGCCAAGCCGCGAAAAGUGCCUUGCCCGGACCCCACAGGAAAGCGCCAGGCAAGAAGCAGCCAGUGGCCUCGAAGGCCGUGGACCUCGGCCCCGGGGGCCUUGACCCUGACCACCCCUCCAAGCCGCCGAAGGAAGCCAAAGCCCCCGCACCCCCGGGAGGCACAGUGGCCAGGAGCGAGGUUGUGGAUCAGUCCUGCUGCCGGGCAGACACGUCCGCCGAGCUGAUGUGCGCUGAAGCGAUUCUGGACAUUUCCAAAACCAUCCUGCCGGCCCCCAGGGAGGGUGGUGACAGGCCCCCGCCCGCCAGCCCGCUCCCCGGUCCCCCCAGUGUGCCUUCCCGCUCGGACGGCGACAGCAGCUCCGUGGACAGUGACGACAGCAUAGAGCAGGAGAUCCGGACGUUUCUGGCGCUGAAGGCACAGUCGGGGGGUUUGCCGGCCAGAACGGACACCUGCCCGCGGUCCACGCCGAGCCCGCUGCCGUCGCCCGGCCCCAACGGGCAGGCCAGUGGCCCCAAGGCCCCUGUCUCGAAAUCACUGGAUCCGUCGCUGAGCUGCAGAAGAAAACGCAGAGGAGGCGGCGGCGCCGUGUCGUCCACACCCAAGAAAACGAGGGAGAUGGCGAAGGAGGGCGCCCCAGACGCCGACCCCGGCCAGGGCAAAGCCAGCAAGGCCCCUGGAAGGGAGGGCGAGGCCAGGGGGCAGCCUGUCCCCUGCAGGACGGUGCGGCUGGGUGGCGAGCACGUGGCCCCAGACCCGAGGGGCAGCCUGUCUCCAGGCCCCGGGAAGGCGGGCGAGGUGAGGAGCGUGGACGAGGAGGAGAGCUCCGAGGACAAGAGCAGCUCGCUGGACAGCGACGAGGACCUGGACACCGCCAUCAAGGACUUGCUGCGGUCCAAGCGGAAGCUCAGGAAGCGCUGCAGGGACCCCAGAGCCGGGUGCAGGAAGAAGGUCCGGUUCAGCACCACCGAGACGCCAGCCCUGGGGCCGCAGGGCGGCUUCCAGAGAGGCUGGAGGGACAGGAGCCCGCACUUGCUGAAAAGCUGCCUCUCGAAGUCCAAACGGGACAGCAGGGAGGACCCCCUGAGGAAGCCUCCCAGCGGCCUCUGCAGCCGGACAGAGAGAACGCGGCCGGGCAGCGCCGGGCCCGAGAACGCGGCCCCGGUCCUUCCGGCGGGGCAGGGAGCUAGCGAGGGGCUCCCGUUCUCCAGCGAGGGCGGCGCCUGCCACCUUCGCGGCUCGGCCGCCAGCCCCAGCUCCCCGUCUGACGACAGCAGUUCUGUGGACAGCGACGACAGCAUCGAGCUGGAGAUCAGGAAGUUUUUGGCCGAAAAGGCCAAAGAAUCCGUGAGUGGUUCAGAAAAUCAAGGAGGGGGUCCCCCCACACUUGGGCCAGGGACCGUGCCCAGGCCAGAGCCGCUGUGCCGGAAGGUGGUGGCCCCUCCAUCUGGCAUGUGCACACGGAGCCAGAGGGGCAGGGGGACCCCUCAGCCAGCCAUGGCAGCCAGGGGCGGCCCCCGCCCGGAGCAGGCCUGCGCCCCCGCGGCCCCGUGCAGGAGCAGCAGCAGUGCUGUGUCUGCCAGAGGCCCCCCCGCGGUGCGGAGACCCCUUCACCCUCACAGGGACCAGAGCCCGCGACAGGCCGGGCCUGCCGCCAGGGACGCUGCUUUCCGGCCGCUGUCCAGCUGUGCAGAAGCGGGCGCCCGCGCGGGGAGCCCCGCCGGGGCCUUGCCCGGGACCUCCCCGAGCUGGAGCGCACCGGCUCGGAACCCAGGAGCAGACCGGGAGGGGGCGCCCCAGGCCAGCCUCACCCUCCCGUGGGGCGACUUCGCCCACCAGAGUCGGCUGCAGAGCACGUGGGCCCUGAGCUCGGAAGGCGGGGACACGGCCUGGACGGGCGGCCUGGGGAGCAAGAAGGAGAAGGCGCCGGAGGGCCGGGCCCGGGGCGCUCCCGGCCUUUCCACGGACCCCAAAAAGGGCCUGCCCUUCACGGGCUUCUCCCCACUGCUCUCCACGCAGCUGUUCCACUUUGGGAGUGGCGUGUCCUGGGGAGCCAAGCCCCCCGGCCUCUUCAGCCCAGGCCUGAGCCUGCCUCUGCAGGGCCCGUCCUUCUCGGCCUUCAGAGAGGCCCCGCCCAGCCAGGGCCCCGUGUUCGGGAGCUCGCACGUGCUGGGGAAGGAGGGGGGGUGCUGGCCCAGGAGGAAGGCGCCCACCGCGCUCAGCUUACACGACAGCAGGAACUCGGGUUCCGACGAGGACGUCUUAGACCUGAGGUAUAGACGGAGGGCAGACAGAGACGAGGAGGACCCGGGGGCCUGGGCCAGCGACACCAGCGAGCUGAGCGACACCUCCGUGGAGGACGGCAGUCCCGUGGCCCAGAGCAAAGCCCUCAAGCUGUGAGGGCGUCCAGGCCCCUGCCUGCCUGUGGGCGGCGCACGGACAAGCGCGUGGACCUGUGCGUGUACAGUGACGCUGGGCUGGGGGAGCCGCUGUAACCACCUUGUACAUAUGUACACUAGUGGGGAAUGAGGCCCUUAUUUAACACGUGUGUCCUGGUAAAUAUGAUUUUUGUAGCUUUUUUGUAAAUUAUUUAAAGUGCUGUAAAAACUAUUUUUGGAAAAUACGGCUGUUGGAUUUUGUGGGGCAUUCGUGACUGCGGUUCCCGUGGCUCCCACAGCACUCACCACAGCGGUCUGUGGGUGCUGCCGUGGCAGGUGUCAGUGACUGAGACUGGGACUCUGGGCUGUAACACCCCUGGAGCACCCCCCGAGCCCCGAGGUCUCUGGAGGCUCCUGGACAUCACUGGUUCUGAGGGCCCUGGGCCAAGAGGCUGAGCAUGUCCCCUGGACACUGCGGCCACGCCGUGGACCCGAGCGCGUCAGCCCGGACGCCAGCGAGCACACUGGCCGCUCUGGCACGUGGCAGUCCCGGGAGGGAGCUCAGGCAGGUCACCCCGUUCCCCGGGGCCUGUGUUGUCUCGUGUCCAGUCCUGUUCACGACUGCGUGGU